AUGAGGCAGAUGGAUUUCAGUUCAUUGGACAAAUUGAAUCUCCGACGCUUUUCAGCCAUUCAAUCUGCUGUCGGCAGAAACUUGACAGGUUAUCAAGCUUCUGUUGUUAACUACAAGAAAGCGCCAAAUCAGGAAGCUCAAAGUCGGUUUACGUCGCUAAAAAAUAUUCGGACACCAUAUUCUCUAAUGCUUGGCCGUCAACAGAUACGCCACACCUCUUCUGCAAUAAGCAAAACUUAUGGCUAUGAAUCCAUUGAAAGCAAAACUAAAGUCCCUACAGUAAGAAUUAACUUUAGACAGACACCUACGCUAUCGGUAGGAAAGAAUGACCGCAUUUCCGAUGCGCGCUAUAAGGUAUUUAGUUUUCCAAUACAUCAGAAAUCGGGCACAAAGAAGCUGAAUACCAUGACCUCACUUCGAGUACCCACGAGGCCAAGUAAAGAUGAAUGGAACGAUACGGCUUUCGAAGACUUGUUUUCCGCUGGUUCUCCUUCUAGUCUGAGCGACAGCAGUGAUUGUCUUUCAUUAUCAAAUGUUUUUGAUACAUAA
This is a messenger RNA of Dicrocoelium dendriticum, 549 nucleotides long. Lineage: Eukaryota; Metazoa; Platyhelminthes; Trematoda; Plagiorchiida; Dicrocoeliidae. The record is from the annotation of a GenBank genome assembly.